AUGAAUAUCCUCAGUUGGAACUGCCGGGGUUUGGGUGGCACCCGGACAGUUCGAGAACUCUUGGGCGUAUCGUCCAAGGAGCGACCCUUCUUCGUUUUCUUAACAGAGACGAAGGCAAAAGCGGACAAAAUUGAGGAGGUAAGAGUGAAGUUGGGGUUUGAAGGGGCAGUUUCGGUUGACUGUGUGGGCAGGGGAGGAGGUUUAGCAAUGUUCUGGAGAGAUGCUGAGGCGGCUUCAUUUCUCAGUUACUCAGUGAAUCAUAUUGACAUAGAGGUCAAGCAACCAGGUAAGCCGAUGUGGAGGUUGACCGGAUUCUAUGGGGAACCCGACAGGUCUCGGAGGCAUAUCACCUGGGAAUCCCUACGGCAACUCAAGGGCCGAUCAUCACUCCCUUGGGUCGUUGUAGGGGAUUUCAACGACAUAACGUGUCUUUCCGAGAAACGGGGUACUCAUUCGCAUCCGGAGGCCCUCAUGGAUGGCUUUAAUGAUGCGUUGAAUGAAUGUAAUUUGGUUGAUAUGGGAAUGUCAGGAGGUCAAUUCACAUGGUCGAAGGGACAUGGUACUGAGGCGUGGGUGGAGGAAAGGCUCGAUAGGGCGGUGGCUACGGUGGAGUGGUUGGAGUUACACGAGGAUACAGAGGUUCGUAAGGUUUACACAUCACAAUCUGACCAUAGUGCUAUUCUCGUGGACAUGGAACAGCGUCCAAUACGGCAUGCACGAAGGUCUUUUAAAUUCGAGUCUGCGUGGUUGUUGGAGGAAGGUUGUGCAAUGGUAGUUGAGGCGGCGUGGGGGCAGUCUCGUGGUAUGGAGUUUCAGCACCGAAUAGAGCUUUGCGGCCAACAGCUUCAGCGAUGGGGCAGGGAGCAUUCAAGCCAGUUCGGCAAUAGGAUCAAAAUCCAUCGAAACAGACUGGCUGUUCUGAAAGAGGAUAGGGAUCCGCAGGAGUGA
This is a messenger RNA of Ipomoea nil (Japanese morning glory), 948 nucleotides long. RefSeq lists its product as uncharacterized. The coding region runs from base 1 to 948 and encodes 315 amino acids. The transcript has a single exon. Lineage: Eukaryota; Viridiplantae; Streptophyta; Magnoliopsida; Solanales; Convolvulaceae. Gene Ontology annotation, molecular function: catalytic activity. The record is from RefSeq and is a predicted model, not a curated record.